Molecule: messenger RNA, 471 nt
Organism: Opisthorchis viverrini
Lineage: Eukaryota; Metazoa; Platyhelminthes; Trematoda; Opisthorchiida; Opisthorchiidae
Exons: 4
Coding region: 1-471 (156 amino acids)
Source: RefSeq, a predicted model, not a curated record
AUGGCCUUCCAAAAAACGGUUGUCUGCGCUGCAUCUGAAGCCGGCAUGGUCCCACGAUUUGAGGUUUGUAAAGCUUUACAAUUUUAUUAUUGUACUUAUGGUACCGCAUUUGUAGAUAAACCUCCAUUUGAAAGAAUUGGCUUCCGGGGUUUUGCGCGUAACUCGACGUGGUUCAACAGAUUGCUGGAAUCAAUCUAUGCACAUAAGAAGGAUUUCCAAGAUCAGAACGCAUACAUUCAUUGGGAAGAUUUUUACCCAUUGCGGGCAUUUGGCGCGUGUCAUAACCUUCCUACGACGGUAGUCCACGUUUCACCUAGAACUCAGUUCAAAGCACUAUUUAACGCGGUUUUAUGCGAGUCCUUGCGCUGGCAAGCUUGCUUCCCCUUGUUCAUAAGUCAACGGCAGCCAUUGAACGACAAGAGUGAAACCGAUCCAGGGAUCUUGAGCGAAAGCCUCGACCCUGUGUAUUAA